This is a messenger RNA of Mitosporidium daphniae, 1416 nucleotides long. RefSeq lists its product as uncharacterized. Lineage: Eukaryota; Fungi; Microsporidia. The record is from RefSeq and is a predicted model, not a curated record. The transcript has 6 exons. The coding region runs from base 1 to 1416 and encodes 471 amino acids.
AUGCCUGGAAUUCAUCGUAGAAGGAUUGCAUUGGCAAAUAAAAGUUUCUUUAGGGUUAGCUUUUUGACUAAUUUGGGAAAUUCCUGUGUAUGGAGUUUGAAGACUUGUCCCAUCGGUUUAUUUCUUCGCCUCUGUCGACUUCAGCUAGGCUCAAACGACGAACUACUUGAACUGAAAUUUAAAUCGCCCUAUGUUGUGCCAUUUUCGGCAUUGCAGCAUUUAGAAUCGGAAUCCGAUGCUUUUGUAUACAAACCAUCGCUGAAAAAAGAUACUGCUCUUUUAUUUGAUCUUUUAAGCAUCAGUGAUCUUUCGGCGCUCCCCCAAAACACAAGUUGCAGACUCCACAACCAUGCGUUUGGUAUUGUGGUGGUUUUCCACUGCCUCCAUGAAUCCUCUAUUGAUUUGAUUGCAAGUAAAUACUUGGAAAUUGUCGAAAAGGUAACCCCUCCCAUUGCUGAAUUGAAGAUCUCCUUUAUUCCGGUCAAAAAGUGCAUCUUGUUUUGCCCAGAGGAACUUCGACACACUGCGGAAUUUAUUCAACACCUCGAACUUUACGAAGGAAUUCCGUUCGUUAUUUUUGACGCGUCUUUUGAGAUUUUAUCGGUGCUGGGUUCGGAGACCCUCUAUUAUUGUUAUAAGCUCAUAAAUGAGCUCCAUCAGCUAAAAAAGAAGGUUGAAACAAAGCCCAUAGCCUCUUCUGAACUCUCUACUUUCAAUUUGGGGUUUGUUCCCUCUUUGGCUCAAAGAAACGAUAAUAUCCAAUUGGCAACAAUUUAUUACAAAAUUGCCUCGCUGUUUUUUUUGGUUGGUUCGCCCUCUUCUUCAUUAGAAAAUUACGAAAAGGCCAUUGGAAAAAUAGAUCUUAUAAAGUAUCCGACGUCAGAAGAUGCUCUUCUUAAAGUGAUUUCUGAAGAGAGUAUUUUGUUGGCUAAUAUUUAUGCACAUCUGUUUUUUGAGGAUGUUAACGCCUACUAUGAAAAGGAAUCGCUACUAAAGUCGAGCAUGGCUUCUUUUCAAGAAAUUGCUAAAAAGUACAUAAAUCUGAAAGCAAUUGAACAUUGGAUGGCGCUUACAAUGAAAAUUGAGUUUAUUUCCUCGUUUAUGAACUACCAGGACUAUUUUAUGAAUCACUUGGAAGGAGCUGUUUUUCUGCUUUGUUGUCCAACCAAAGAGCUUACGAUUUUGGAUUUCAAUCAUUCAGCGGUUCCUCAAAGGACCCAAACAGAGAUUGGCAAUUGCAAAUCACAAGAUUUUGAGUCCAAUACCAAAUCUCAUAAGGAAUUGGCCAGUUUUCUUCUUGAUUUGGCUCGGUCAUACGAGUGCAAAAGAUUGGCGUCGAUUUGUAGCCUCAAGCUUUUGUCACAUCCUCCUUUGGACGAUUUAAAGUCAAAUCAAAGUACGGCGUGGUUUUAUUAA